Molecule: messenger RNA, 2382 nt
Organism: Orussus abietinus
Lineage: Eukaryota; Metazoa; Arthropoda; Insecta; Hymenoptera; Orussidae
Gene: Npl4
Product: nuclear protein localization protein 4 homolog
Exons: 13
Coding region: 108-2099 (663 amino acids)
Biological process (GO): ubiquitin-dependent protein catabolic process
Cellular component (GO): nucleus
Molecular function (GO): ubiquitin binding; ubiquitin protein ligase binding
Source: RefSeq, a predicted model, not a curated record
GCUGGACGGCUAGGGAAUUUGGUGCGAAGAGGUUAGUCGCAGACACGGCCAGGACGGCAGCCACGAACAGCUGAUCGAGGGCCGAUGCUCCACGGAGGACCGGCGAAAUGUCAAACUCGAGGCAAAUCACCCUUAGGGUACAAUCUUCCGAAGGAACCAAGCGUGUCGAGGUAAACCCUUGGGACUCGGUUUUGCAGCUCUAUGUGAAGAUUGAUGAAACCUUUGGCUUCAACAGCUUCGGCUUCACCCUUUACAAGCAACGAAAUCACAAGGAUGAGAUUAUAUCCUCCCGUAGCAGAACCGUGGCGAGUGUGGGACUGUCUCAUGGAGAUAUGGUAUAUCUGGCUCCAAUUAACGGAGCGAUGCUAUGGGAUGGUCCGUCUACUAGCGAUGCUGCACCUGCGGGAAAUGCUACGUCAGAAGAAACGGCCUUCAUCGAAGUAUUGCAGAGUCCAGGUCGGAACUCUCAGGGUCCACCUGCUUGCGCUCGGUCUCUCUCCACGGUUGUCGAGGACAAAGUGGAUCAACAACUCUGGAAGCUCAAUGGAAAGAUACAGAGAAAACGCGACGAGAAAUUUUGUCGACAUGGCGUGAACGCUUGCUGUGUCCAUUGUUCGCCGUUGGAGCCUUUUGACGAAGCCUAUCUUAAGGAACAGAACAUCAAGCAUAUGUCAUUUCACUCUUAUCUCAGGAAACUCACUGCUGGCGUGGACAGAGGAAAGUUCCUACAAUUAGAGGACAUAAGGUGCCGCAUAAAGGUUGGCUGCAAGGAUCAUCCUCCGUGGCCUCGUGGAUUCUGCAGUAAAUGUCAGCCAGCUGCUAUAACUUUGAACAGUCAGCCUUAUAGGCAUGUUGACAAUGUCGUUUUCGAAAAUGCCAGCCUGGUAGAACGUUUUCUUAAUUACUGGCGCAGCACUGGCCAUCAACGUAUCGGCUAUCUCUAUGGUCGAUACGAGAUCCACUCGGACGUUCCUUUGGGAAUUAGAGCAGUAGUUGCUGUCAUAUAUGAGCCUCCUCAGGAAAGUACUAGAGAUUCCGUGUCCCUACUUCCGGACGAAAAGGAAGCCCUGGUCGACGACUUGGCCAGGUCCUUGAACCUCAGAAGAGUAGGCUGGAUCUUUACGGACCUGAUAGCCGAUGACAUUGUCAAGGGGACGGUGAAGCAUGUGAGAAACAUCGAGAGCCACUUCCUGACCGCCCAGGAGUGCAUAAUGGCUGGUCAUUUCCAGAAUCUUUAUACAAACCCUUGCCGAUUCUCGCCCACCGGUUACUUCGGCUCGAAAUUCGUGACAGUUUGCGUAACUGGUGACGAUAAGAACCAGGUGCACAUGGAGGGAUAUCAGGUGUCGAACCAGUGCAUGGCGUUGGUACGCGACAAGUGUCUCGUGCCUACAAAGGAUGCACCUGAGCUCGGCUACGUAAUCGAGUCCACCGAUAAGCAAUAUGUACCGGACGUCUACUAUAAGGGAAAUGACAGCUAUGGGAACGAGGUGUCCAGACUGGCCAGGCCUCUCCCGGUUGAGUAUCUGCUGGUCGACGUGCCAGCAUCCACGCCGUUGACUCCGCAGUUCACAUUCUACGUUAAUAAGGAUGUUACUCCGUUCCCCGUGGAGAACAGGCUGGUCGAUGGCCAAGUGCAGGACUUCGAUGCUCUCUGCACGUACAUGCAGCAGUUCAGUCCGGAUCAGUUCCUGGAGGCGAUGUCGGACUUCCAUCUUCUACUCUUCGUCGCCCUGAUGGACAUGCUGCCCAUGAAGGAUCACAUGGGUCCAUUAUUAGAAGCGAUCCGUACCAACGACCGACAGAAAGCAAUAGACUGGGCCCAUUCGGAGCACUGGGCCACCGUCGAGCAGCUGAUCUCUGCCACGACUGCGAGCUCUCCGUCGUCUUCAAGAGCUGCAGCAUUCGGUGGGAAUUCAGAGAAAGCUGGUUCCACUAGCAGUGGAGGAGCAUCAGCUAGCAGUGGCGUCGGUGUCGGAGUAGGCACUGGAGCUGCUGAUUCCGCUCCGAACCAGCCACUAUGGAUAUGCCCUUACUGUACUUUCUUUAAUUCAGCUGAGCUCACUACCUGCGAGAUGUGUCGUCUGCCAAGGAUUUGAUGCAUGCCGUGUCCUUGCGGAUGUGACGUUGUUUUUCUACACUUUGGCCUUAUUUAUGGAUAAAUAAAAGUGCGACAGAGAGACACUUCCAUCUCAAGGGACGAUCAUUUGCUGGGAGACGUCUUAGAGCGCCUAGCUUUUUGUUUUGACGUUCGGUGCACUCGUAGCAUCAGGGUUUGGGAUCCUUCUUCCGAUGGGUUGAGAAUUCAAGUUGGGGUCGAUGCAUGAUCUUGAAUUGAGCAUUUCUUUUCCGUUCAUGUAAUAGUAUCGACACGAUCGAGGG